Molecule: messenger RNA, 6292 nt
Organism: Esox lucius (northern pike)
Lineage: Eukaryota; Metazoa; Chordata; Actinopteri; Esociformes; Esocidae
Gene: ankrd6b
Product: ankyrin repeat domain 6b
Exons: 14
Coding region: 2529-4904 (791 amino acids)
Cellular component (GO): nucleus; cytoplasm
Molecular function (GO): protein binding
Source: RefSeq, a predicted model, not a curated record
GUGUGUGUAUAUGUGUGUGUAUAUGUGUGUGUAUAUGUGUGUGUAUAUGUGUGUGUGCUGUCUCUCACUCAAGUGCUGCCUUGUUGGGCAACCGGGGCAAUGGCCAUGGUCGAUGUGUGUGUGUGUUCUCAGGCACAUCUGUAUUUCAUGCUCUGAUGAGAUCUCGUGUACAGCUCAAAAGGUUAGUGGGACUAGAGCAGCAUAUGACCAUAUUAUAAUCCUUUUAUAAUCCUCUUUCAUGGCCACCAUAGGGACAUAUCCUUUUUAUACUGGUCGGUGUGGAGAACCACCGUGUCUCAUUACAGAAUUUGAGUUUGGCCGUUUUACAGGGAAGGAGGUGUUUGGAGGGGAACAUUGUACACUUCCCUUUAGUCCUUUAGAAAAAGCUUUUAUUCAAAGGGACUUAAAAGUGAGUGCAUUCUUCUUAAGAUGACUAGAUGGGACAACCACACAAGCCAGUAAUAGUAUGUAUCUGUCCACGCAGGGUGUCAUUUGUGGAGAUGACAUGUUUGGGGCUCUGGGUUUAUUCAAGAUACUCUUUGAAGAGUUACGAUUUCAGGUGUUUGCACUUCAGUUGGCGUUUAGGGUCUGAGCAUAGCCCGAAGGUAGGGAGAUAGGUCCCGUCUCUGAAAGGGCUUGAAUCGGGACCUGUGCUGCAAGUGAACGCGUUCUCUUCGAGGUGGACACCAACCUUGGGUCGCUUGAGCGAUGGAACUUUGUCAGCGCUCCAUCUGGCUGUCCGAGAGCUCAGCUGUGGUGGCACAUGUCUGAGUAAACACGCGACACAGUGUAAACCUCUGUUUUAGGUCACUCCACAUAAAGCUGGGAGGGAAGCAGUCAUUAACAUGCAAUGUAGACUCAUGCCUCCACUCUGAAAGGACGAGGACUACACUAGGAAAGACAGAAUAUUAUAGCCUGAUGUCAUUCGGCCUGUUCAGCUGUACUCAGAAUUGCAGCAUGUCUUCGUCAUUGCCGGAGUUGGCGGAAUGUGGCACUGUGUCUCCCAAAGAGAUGGAAUUUAAGUGUGUGGUCAAUUUCAUGUGACAUAUAGCUUUCAUUUUAGGCAUUUACGGGGGGAAAGCGACUGCCAGAUGUGCUUGAUUUAAGUGCAAGGUCUUAGUGCCUCUGUCAGGGCAGCUCUGGUAAUGAAGACAGACCUGAGGUGUUGAGGCAGUAUUUAGGUCAGGUCUUCCUCAGAUCUUCACAGUCUUGUCUUAAUUAACUUCCUACCUUAUCGUGCGGUGUCACAUUGCCGAGCCUUUUUUCCUUGAGCUUAACAAUUGACCUCAUUCACAAACUGAAUUCACAAUUCUGUAUAGGGCGUCCAUUGUUGAAUGGCUGUGCACAUAAUCCUGAAUAUAAGUUGUAUAUCAGUGACUGAAUGAAAAUAUAUUAUCUAAAUGUUAUCAGUUAUCUUAGAAAGCAACACAAUUCCAGAGCCUACCUGUCUCUUUGAUAAUGUUGGUACUGGCUGCAUUUUCACAUUUUGGCAGGAUGCCCUAAAACAUGCUAAACCCAGGAACACGAAGAUUAAAUUUCAGUUGGAAAUUCCUCUGGUUCAGAGGAGGGAGGGGAUUGUAGCAGGAGUGUCAGGUAAUGUGUCAAGUGCUGGAUGAAUGCUUUUGCUCUGAGGAAGAUUAAAACUGUUUUGAGAAUUAAAAAAAAGUGAGAACUAGAAAGAAAAGAGUUAAGACUUGAACCAGUCCUGAGUCUCUGAGGUCAUACUAGGCCACGGAGCAGAGAGCUGGCUCUGUCCAGUUAGUCUCCUAGGACAAGGCUUUGGUCUGACUGGUGUUUACCUGAGAUGCUUCCAUGGCAGCCCUCCAAGCCUGGUCCGGUGAAACCCAACCCCUACCUGGCCCCGGUGAAUGCCAAGCAGUGCCGAGCCGCACCCAUGAAGUGGGCCAGCCUCCCUGCUGAAGGGACUGAGGUCUGUCCUGUUUAACGGAGGUCUGUGAGGAUGAGGUGUUAAUGAGGGGGUUGUGCUAAUACAGUCCUUCAAUGCAUGUCUGCCCUAUUAUUACAUUGCAUUAACUUAGAUGACUCUGAAUAUCUAGUCCAAGUGGACAGAUACAGUUGAUAUAAUGGUUUAGGAUUAACUGUGAGCAUUUGUUUACUUAAGCUUUACCCUGGUUAAUCUCUUGAGUACUAUUUUGAUUCCGUUCGGUGGUUGUAAGAAGGGACAUUCCAGCGUCUUUGCAAUUCUAAACCUUGUCUUAUCCACCUAUAUAUUAUAAUUGUGAUUUUGAGUGGCAUUCAACCUGGCAGACAAUUCUUCUGAUCAUAGAAAGACAGGACACAAACCUAUAGAACCUACAGACACAUCUGCUCCAUAGCAAGCUGCUGGUCUCUAAGUGUUGGCCUCAUAGCUGGGGGAUGUUGGGGGCUUGUCCACAAACAGCUGUACAGUUCAUCUCUCCGCCCAGGGUUUACUGGGGAGUCAUUUUUCUAACGGCCUGUGUGGCCAUGACAGACAUUGCGUGAGGCUAACUUCUGGGCCGCGACGUCAUCAUCAUGUCUUACUGGAUAUGAAUAACCUGAAGAGACACUGUCACUCUCUGCCUCUGUACGUGUCCUCUAAACUCUCUGGUUGGCUCCAGUUGUUGUCUCUCUUGUGUUGUUGUGUGUGUCGUCUCUCAGGGUGUGUUCUGUGUCCACAGUACGGCAGAAGCCCCCUGCACCUGGCCUCCUACAAGGGCCACAGUGAGGUUGUGCGCAUUCUGCUGAAGGCCGGCUGUGACCUGGAUAUCCAGGACGAUGGUGAGCAGACAGCCUUACACCGGGCAGCAGUGGUGGGAAACAGUGACAUUAUUUCUGCCCUCAUCCAGGAAGGGUGUGCCUUGGACAGGCAGGACAAGGACGGCAACACUGCUCUGCACGAGGUCUCAUGGCACGGCUUCAGCCAGUCCGUCAAACUCCUCGUUAAGGCCGGCGCCAACGUUCACGCCAAGAACAAGGCGGGGAACACAGCCCUCCACCUGGCCUGUCAGAACGGCCACGCCCAGAGCUCCAGAGUUCUGCUGCUGGGGGGCUCCCAGCCUGACAGCAAGAACCACGUAGGGGACACGUGUUUGCACGUGGCGGCGCGCUACAACCACGUCCCCAUGAUCCGCAUCCUCCUGGGAGCCUUCUGCUCCGUGACAGAGAAGAACCAGGCCGGGGACACACCGUUGCAUGUAGCAGCUGCUCUGAAUCAUAAGAAAACAGUGAGGCUUCUGCUGGAGGCGGGAACAGACAGUAGCAUCCGCAACAACGCUGGCCAGUCUGCACUGGAUCAAGCCAGAGAAUACAGCAACCCAGACAUUGCUCUGCUCUUGACCAAAGCACCUCAAGUUCAGAGCUUCACCCGGGGCAGGAGUGUGAGGAAGAGGAGGGACAAGCUGAAGGCAGAGCGGCGAGCACAGUCUGUGCCCCGGGAUGAGAUGCUGCCCAGGAAGGACAGUGCGUCAGCCGCUGACGACACCCACAGCAGCGAGCGCGUCAAACACGAGGUGAUCGAGGCAAGCACCAGCAAGAACAAAACCAGGAAGCUCAAAGAGAAGCCCUCGCUUUCGGAACCCCUCCGUCGACGAGAGAACAAGCACGGAGAGAAGAGGUGGGGCAAGCUGCGUGGCUCCUCCCCCCAGCCGCCGAUCCCCCCUCACAACUACAAAGCCUAUCAACUGUACACUCUGUACAGAGGCAAGGAUGGCAAGAUCAUGCAGGCCCCUAUCAAUGGCUGUCGCUGCGAACCUCUGAUCAACAAGCUGGAGAACCAGCUGGAGGCCACCAAGGAGGAGAUGAAAAUGGAGAUCAACACAGUACAGGACCUGAUGAACAACAAGAUGGGACAGCUGGACCGGAGGAACAAACACCAGAUCCGUGCUCUGGAUAAGAUGAUAUUAGAGAGGGUGUCAGCGGAGAGGACGGAGUGCCUGCACAGGAUGGAACAGAGAGCCAUGCAGGAGAGAGAGGAGGGGGAAAGGAGACAGCAGGCAUCAGUGGUCAGCGAGCUGAAGAACUGGUGCCUGUCCAAGCUGCAGAACAUCGAGGUGCGUUUCGCCGGAGAUCCCGGCGGUGCCAGGCUCCAUCGCUCCUCGUCCCUGGCUGAAGGGCUGUGUGAGGCGGACCCGGAGGGUCUCACUGUGCUGUCAGCUGGGUUUUCUGGGGCCGGCGUCCACUGUCUGGCCCCACAUACCAGUGACGUUGCCGACCGGGACUCCAACGCAGUCACCACGGAGGACCCCUCGGCCAACCACUACUUUGUGGUUCAAGCGGACAGCUCUCCCGAAGGCGAUAAACAUCACAAGCCAGAGGACACCCCAUCCCCGAUUCCCGCCGUGUCCCUGUCGCCGACUCAAGUGGUGCGGCCCAAGGAGCGCUUGCCGGGCGCUACUGACCCCCAGAGGCCGGACCAGGAAUCGCAGGACGUGGCGCCGCUGGAGCUGGGACAGAGCGGCAGGAGCAGCAGGAGUAACCCCCGGUCCAGCAGCCUGUCCCCAGCCACAGGGCGCCACUGCAGCACCAGGAGGUACAAGGACCGCAACAGGGAGAGGGACGGGGAACACGGCAAGGACAAGGGUAGGCAUCACAAGAGGCAUUCCCAGGGCAGGACUAAGGCCAGGGGGGACAAGGCCGAGGGGAUCAAGACUCUAGAGGUGUUCGGGGAAAAAGCUGCAGAGGGAGGUGGCAAGGAAAGCUCCUUCGCUCAGGAGCGGGAGAACAUGCACGCCCUGGAGGUGACACAGUACUUCUUCGAGGCGGUGUCGACCCAGAUGGAGCGCUGGUACGAGAGGAAGAUCAAGGAGGCCAGGUGGCAGGCAGACCAGAGGGCCCAGGCGGACCGGGCCGCCCUACUGGAGAGAAUCACCUACCUGGAGGACGAGCUCGGCAUGCUCAGGACUAACAGGCAGAGCGACAGCUAGCACAGGCAAGCCUCAGAACAGAACCGCAAAGAUCAGACAACAUAAAAGAUAGCGCUGAAGUGAACCCACUAGUAGGCCUGAAGACUGGCAAAAUGAGUCCCUGGUCACGAACCACACGGACAGUAAAUGGUGGCAUAUGCAUCAGUGGUCAGUCAAUUGGUAAAGGUUAACAAAUAUAACUUGUUAAGGUAUGGCAGGAGUGUUCAUUCUGGCAGCUUUUUGGUCAUUUUUGUUUUAUCGGUCCACAACGCUGUCUGAUUGUACAUAUGUUGGAUGUAAGAGAUGGCCUGAAUACACCUUAUGUCAUAAAAACAAAUAACUACAAUUUGACACUAAAACGAUUUUUUGUCAUUUCAUUUUUUUUUUCAAUUAAAUAAUGCAUACCUCCCAUCAUUUGCACAAUCAAAAAGCGUUGUCCACCUACAUUAGGGUUGCAAUGUAACCCAAUGUAACCCAAACUAAGUAAAAACAAAUAAGUGAUGAAAUUAACACUGUAUGGCAGACCAAUUCUGCAUGUUUUCAUGUAAUUAUUUUCUUGUAUUAAUCUGGGUAGCUGCUGUGUUGAAGUCAACAGACCACUAGUUAGUUACAGUAGAUUUGUCAUGGAGACAUUGAGCUGGUCCAAGUACCACAAGGACAUAGUUUUAUACUGCCAAUGUGCCCAUAGUGUUGUUUAUUUAUGAGAAAGCCUGUUAAGAGAGAUUCUGGGGGUUUGCAUGUAGAAAAUAUAGGUCAUUCUUAGUGACACUGUUCAAUUCUAUCCGAUAAAACAGCACUGAAAGACCAUCUCUAGAAUAGAGUUAGCCAGGCUGCUUGAAAUAUCAGUAGAAUAAACUAGAGUAUGCUUUCUUAAUGGACUUACAAGGGCAACAGAAACUUAUGAGAAUACAGCCGAACAGUCUUAACUGAAAGAAACUUGAAACUUUAAUAACACUACUACUCACUUUUGCCACAACCCACUAUUGGACAUUUCUUUGAUAGCAACAUCUCCACAACCAGCUGUUCUAGCAAGAACAUUUUCACUCUGGAAAACAUGCUUUCUAUUCUUAAUGCUUUUCUCCAGGUCAAAAGGUAGGUAAGAUGUCCUAUUAAAUGUGUGUCAUACUUGUUUUCUCGCAAAAUAUACCUCAGUUCAUACCCCCCCAAUGCCAUCCGGAGCACUAAAAUGACUGACUGUUAAGAAGACCAUGUUUGCAUGAUGAAAAGCACACAUUCAUAAAAUACAACUGUGCAUAGUGUCAGAGAUCUGUGACAUUUGUUCUGUUGAUGUGAGGUCACUGUACAUUGGUGUCUUUGUUGAUAUACCUUCAGUGUAAUAAUUAAGUCUGUAACUAAAUGGUCUAAUGUAUUUUGUAAAGAAAUAAACUACAACAUGGUUUUAUGUUUUA